Messenger RNA from Microtus ochrogaster (prairie vole), 1830 nucleotides. RefSeq names its product chromosome 11 C1orf174 homolog (gene C11H1orf174). The record is from RefSeq and is a predicted model, not a curated record. NCBI's taxonomy places the organism in Eukaryota, Metazoa, Chordata, Mammalia, Rodentia, Cricetidae.
GGCGGCGUUGGCGGGCGCACGACUGAGACGGCGGCAGAGCGUUGGGUCCGGGGCGCUCACUCAUGAGGAGCCGGAAGCUCACAGGUGGAGUGCGAUCCUCAGCACGCCUUCAGGCCCGAAGCUACUCUCCAGCCAGCUCAGCCUCAACCGAGGGCAUUGCCAGCUCCACAUCUGUCAAGACAGCAUGUCUGGCUUCCUCAUCACACAAGACUACAGACAGACGUACUUCCAAAAAGUUCAAGUAUGACAAAGGUCACCUUGUAAAGGCAGAACUACAGAAAGCUGACCGUAAAAGUGACAUUUCUUCUUUGCCAAAAGUGGCCCCCAAGGCCUCUUGUGACAGUGAGUUUGCAGAGGCCAGCGCUAAGACGGCUGUCCCUGUGCCGGAGAGUAGAGAGCCUCCCCAGGGCUGCUGCCAGCCUGUGAGUGAGGAACCCUCAGCAAAGACUGAAGGUGGCCUGCCCACACCAGAACCCGGCAGGGUGGCUGCAGCCCAGGAACCUGAUGGCAGUUCUGCCAGACAGGCCGAGCCAGUGCCCAGGACAGAGGAGGUGCAGGCACCUGUGCUCCAGAUGGACAGCAGCGUCUUUCUAGAUGAUGACAGCAACCAGCCCAUGCCUGUGAGUCGCUUCUUCGGGAAUGUUGAGCUUAUGCAGGAUCUGCCACCAGCCUCUUCAUCUUGUCCUUCCAUGAGCAGACGAGAGUUCAGAAAAAUGCAUUUCAGAGCCAAAGAGGACGAGGAUGAGGACGCCGCCGAGAUGUAGUGUGGGUCUUCCCCUGUCGUGUUCGGCAGACGGCUCAGUGAGUCUGAAGAUCUCUGGAUGGCGUCUCCAAGAGAACACACUGUCAGUUGAACACAGAAUUGACACAAGGUCACCAGCGCCAUCACCCGGCCCCUACGGAAAGGACAGCCCUCAGAAACAUGGAAGACCACACAUUGUGAACAGUGUGUGUCCGUGACUCUAAGACAGGCAGCGGGUCCUCAGAAAAGCUCCACCGCGCUGUCCUGAGGCACUGCUGCGCACGGCUGUGAAGACGGACUCAGCCGGGGCAAUGGUUCCGUCACCAGCUGCUGUUAUUGUGCCCUUGGCCCCACCUUUCUCGAUACGUGCACACUUUUUAGACACGUCUAUUUUGGAAAAAUCUUUAUUUUAUGUAUGGCAAAUGUAAAAAAUUUUAAACAUUUUAAAACAUAUAAAAUAUACUUGCUUUUAAAAAGAAAACUCAGGCUGGGGCUUCUAGAGUGACAAAAUGGUGGUAAUAGCCCCAUCACCACUGCAUCACCCCAGAGGGCCUGGCGUGUGUCACUGGCGGGCGCUUGCGAGCAGGCCGCUUCUUCUUGGAUCCUGCCUGGGGCCGGUAGAUCUUACUCCGGUCACACUGCAGCUUGUGUGUGGUCUUCUUGUGGCAGGCGAUGUGCACUAGCUUCAGGUUCUUGGCCGUGAAGAGCAGGCUGUAGAAGUACUCCCAGUUCACCUCCCUCCCAUCCUGGACGGCUUCCACCAGCGUGGGUACCACAGUGCGCUUCUUCUCUAUUCUGCCAAGUCAGGGAAGACAGCCCGUCUGCUGUCAGUGCCACGCACCGCGGGGUGCUGUGCCCUUCCCACCAGCCACAGACACUCAUAGCACAGUCUACCAUAGCAAAUAUCCCUGCUGUGCUGCUUAGAUUUUGGUCAACUUGACACAAGCUGGCAUCAUUUAGGAAGAGGGACCCCCAAGUGAAAAAUCGCCUGCAUCAGACUGGUGUGUAUAAAGGCUGCGAACCGGGGGGCUGGAGAGAUGGCUCCAUGGUUAAGAGUGCUGACUGCUCUUCCAGAGGACCCAGGUUCA